Molecule: messenger RNA, 3973 nt
Organism: Cotesia glomerata
Lineage: Eukaryota; Metazoa; Arthropoda; Insecta; Hymenoptera; Braconidae
Gene: Ranbp21
Product: exportin-5
Exons: 7
Coding region: 164-3835 (1223 amino acids)
Biological process (GO): RNA export from nucleus; protein export from nucleus
Cellular component (GO): nucleus; cytoplasm; RNA nuclear export complex
Molecular function (GO): RNA binding; small GTPase binding; nuclear export signal receptor activity
Source: RefSeq, a predicted model, not a curated record
AAUUUUCAAAAAAUCGAUAGUUUUAAAUUUUACCACCAAAUAUCUGUAAAACCAGCGGCCUCAAGAUGGCGCGUUAGUCAACUAGAUGAUGGUUGUCUACACGAUUGUCCAACGUGCCGGAUCUUAGCUGAAAAAAACUCGCUAGUUCGGCGUAGUCGCAGAGAUGGAGUUCAAUGUGGGUGAUGUACCCCAAAUAUCAACAGAGCUCGCACGAGUGGUAGAAGUAAUGAUGUCUCCAAACGUUCCGCAUCAACAACGUCUGGAUGUUUACAACGCAUGCGAGCGUUUCAAAGAAACUUCGCCUUACUGCGCGCAAUGUGGGAUGUACUUGGCCCAGAAGUCGCCAGACAGGAGCAGCGUCGUCAGGCACUUCGGGCUCCAGCUGAUGGAGCACUGCAUCAAGUACAGGUGGCCACAAAUAUCCCAACCUGAAAAGGUUGUAAUAAAAGAGACGGCUAUGAAGCUGCUCGCUGAGGGCGUCGAGACGACCCAAGAAGAGACGCAUAUUAAGGAUGCCUUGUCUAGAGUCAUCGUCGAGAUGAUAAAGCGCGAGUGGCCUCAGCAGUGGUCGUCUCUGCUGGAUGAACUCAGUCUUGCUUGCACGCAUGGUGAGAGCCAGACGGAGGUUGUUCUGUUGGUCUUUUUAAGGUUAGUCGAGGAUGUUGCGCUUCUUCAGACCCUGGAGUCUAAUCAGCGACGCAAGGAUAUUUACCAGGCGCUCACCACUCACAUGGCUCAAAUUUUUGCGUUCUUUUUGAAACUUAUGGAGCAACAUUUUAGAGAGUUUCAGGAGAAAAGUGCGGUGGGUAAUGUUGCUGAAGCUGCUGCUCACAGUAAAGUUGUUCAGGUAGUCCUACUAACCCUAACCGGCUUCGUAGAAUGGGUGUCAAUAAACCACAUAAUGGCAGACGAAGGUCGCCUGUUACAAAUCCUGUGCCUCCUCCUAGGCCACCGGACCUUCCAGUACGCCGCAGCAGAAUGCCUCCUGCAAGUAGUAAACCGCAAGGGCAAAGGCGACCGCAAGCCCUUAAUGCUACUAUUCACCGAAGAAGCUCUUCGCUGCAUUUGCUCCGCAGCAAUCACGCCAGUCUCUCACUCCUCCCACGAGUCCCACGAGAGCCACUACCAGUUCCUCAAAAAGCUGAUCCAAGUCCUCACCGGCAUGGCCACGCAACUAUGCACCCUCUGGGGCAAAGAGGACCUGACCAUGACCCGCCCAGCGCACUUCAACCUCUUCCUUGACACAGUGAUGUCUUUCACCAUGCACUCCAGCUUAACUUUAAACCACCUAGCCAACGCAAUCUGGAUCAUGUUAUUCCGGCACGACCAGGCAAAAAUGGACUCAUUAGUGCUAACCUACGUCCCAAAAUACGUCGAGAGCAUCGGACCUAAAUUAAUUAAAGUUUCUUACCCCACUGGACAUGCCAAUGGCAUGACCGCCUACUGCCUCAGCGACUACGACUCAGAAGAAGAAUUCACCGUGUUUAAUCACCGACUUAGGAUGGAUUUAUUGGAAGGUCUUAGACACGCAACAAUGGUAGCUCCACUAGUGACCUUCGCUUACGUCCAACAAUGGCUGACUACCCGGAUUACCAGAGGCAUGGCGAACAUCCGGUACGUCAGCAACCCAAAGGACGAGUUGUACCUAGAGUGGGAAGCUUUAGCCUCCGCUCUGGACUCUGUAAUUUCCAGAAUUCUGCUAGUUAACGAGCGACCCAGUGUUCAAAAUGGCUUAACUUUACUCGAACUUUGUCUCGGAUACUCUCCAGAAGAUCCUUGGCUACUCUCAGCGCUCCUAUCUUGCAUAUCAGCGCUCUUUGUCUUCCUGUCAAUGUCAACUGGCUCCAUGACCAUGCCAGGAGUCGCGAUACUUCCAGAAGUACUCAACAAAAUCUUCGCGGCUCUUGUUUUUGAAGCCCCGGGAGAAGCUAAAGGCGAAAGGUCCAAAGCUACUAAAUGCGUACGCAGACAUGCUGCUAGUCUGAUGGUUAAAAUAGGCAUCAAGUACCCACUGAUUUUAUUACCAGUCUUUGAAGUAAUUCAUACAACAGUACGCAGGCUUAUUCAGACGGAAAAAUUGACCAGAAUGGAAAGUGUCACUCUUUACGAAGCUUUGUUCCUUAUUUCUAAUCACUUUUGUGAUUAUGAAAGACAGUCCAGAUUUAUUGCAGAGACAAUUCAUGAAGCUUCGAGGGAGUUUAUUUUAUUGGGCGCUGAAGCGUUUGAAGGACCGGAGGAGUUUAUUCAUUUUGUCGGGUUGAGUUGUCAAGUUAAAGAUCGAGGGUUGAAUCUUAAUACGGUUAAAAAUCAUGAUUCAAUUAAGGAUCAGCACACGAUUAAUCGCUUGAAUCUUAUGUACUGUAUUAAUACAAUUUUAAGUGUGGUUAAACGGUGCUCCAUUCCGGAAGAUCCUGAUAGAGCUGCUAGGGGCGGGUUUGUGGUGGGUCAUAGUGAGAAUGGAAACCCGGUUUAUAGAAAUCCAGCUGCUUCUAAUAUUAUUCCGGUAUUGCCGACUUUAUUUGCGCUGUUAAGAGCUAUGAAUGGACUUUUUACUCCUGCGGCGAUGUUGUUAUUAGCGGAGAGUUAUAAAAAAGCUUAUGAUCUUUUGGAGACUGAAAAAGCUCACUUGAUGGGCUUGCAUAUCAAUAUUGAAAAUGAUCUGGAAGCUGAUCAGAGCUCUCCGGGGAAUCCCAGGCCGAAAAUGCAACAAUUCUUGACUAAUAUUCAUGAUAGUUGUUAUCAUAUGCUGGGCAGUGGGUGCCAUACUUUGGGGAGAGACUUUUAUUCGCUGCCUGGGUUGUCUAUAGCGCUGUUGAACUCUGUUUUUUCUAAUCUGGAGGUGAUUCCGGAUCAUCGACUGAGACCAAUAAUUCGGGUGUUUUUAAAACCAUUUAUUUGUUCGUGCCCUCCAGCUUUUUAUGAAAGUGUUUUAGUACCGAUAUUAACACAUGUUUCAACUCACAUGUAUCAUAGACUAAGCGCUAAAUGGCAAUACAUCACAGCCUUGUACGAAUCGGGAGGCUUGGAUGAAGAUAACACCAACGAGCAAGAAGUAAUAAACGACAUGCUGAAUAGAAAUUUAACCCGCGAUUUUAUUGACGUACUAAAAGUAACUCUGGUCGGUGGAACAGCGAGUGACGCAGCACCUCCAGACUCAAUGGAUCAAGACACGUCGAGCAUGGCCGUUGACCAGACUCCAGUAAGAGGAAACAGUGUUAUCGCGGAAGUUGUUAGUGAACUUGGUGCUUUUGUGUUACGGAUUCCUUCAACUUGUCACAGCAUUGUUCUGUGUGUGCUCGGAGCGUUGGCUUGGAAUGAUUCAAACGCCAGUUUAAAAGCAACUAUGCUGACAGGCCCAAUAGUCCGCGCUCUAGCAGCUAACGGUAGCUUGACUCCUGCGAUGGCAUCCCACAUCAUGGUAGCCGUUCUCCAAGGGCUCCAGCUCCAUGGUCAGCACGAGGCAAAUCAAGGAUCACUAAUAAUCCUCGGAGCUCAGACUUAUGAAUGUCUUAGGCCCAAAUUUCCUAAUAUCAUUGAAGUGAUGCAGCAAAUUCCGGGUGUUAGUCCAGCUGACCUCCAACGUUUUGAUGAAAAAAUGGCUGUUGUCAGUACUAAAGGAAAUAAUAAAAUAGACAAGGGCAAGAAAGAAUUAUUCAAAAAACUUACUAAUCAGUUAAUCGGAAGAAGUAUCGGACAAUUAUUUCGCAAAGAAGUUAAAAUACACAACCUACCCAAAGUCGAAGUCACUGCAAAGCCACAAGUCCAACGAGUCGAUGAAAUAUCCAAGAACUCUGCUGAUACAGGUUUGACUGCUCUAUUUGCAGGACCUACGUAGCAAAAAGUCACCGACAACUGUGCAAUGCACAGUUGGUCUAAUUCAAUGAAUAACUUUAAGUUAUUAUAAGUCAUAAAAAUAACAUUAAUGAUAUUGAAAUUAAAAUUAAAAUGAAUGUAAAGAUCUAGAUCAGCCUUU